This is a messenger RNA of Suillus clintonianus, 1477 nucleotides long. RefSeq lists its product as uncharacterized. The transcript is spliced from 7 exons. The coding region runs from base 432 to 1433 and encodes 333 amino acids. NCBI's taxonomy places the organism in Eukaryota, Fungi, Basidiomycota, Agaricomycetes, Boletales, Suillaceae. The record is from RefSeq and is a predicted model, not a curated record.
CUACAACAUUUGUCCUUCGGUGGACUCAAGUAGUGUCCUUGGGAGUCCGACUCAUUUCCAGAGAACUGACUCUCGAGUCUCGAUACAACUUAUUCACUCAACCCCGAGCCGACCCAAUAAGUAAGUAACAACUCCAAUUCACAGGGACAGCAUUUCGAGAAUCAAAGCUUAAUUUCCUGAACUAUGUAUGAUAUCAUGUUAUAUUGAUCUUCUUCGUCCACCAUCAGCCCAUCCGUGAUGAAAUCCAUCAUGAUAUGUCGAGGUCUUACGACGAGAUCUGACAACGAGCCCCACCGUGGGCAGGACUCGGAUGGCUUGGUGCAAUGCCUGUUACGAUAACCCAAGCCGUUUCCUGAUAUCUAUAUAACGAUACCUGCAUGAAAAUGCUCAAUAUGCCCAUAUCUUCGCACUGAUCUCCCAGAUACCAUAUCAUGACUUCAAGUGGCAUCCCAUUGGAUUCCGCUAAUGUAUUGUCGACGUCGCUAGAAUGCAUGCUAUACGGCUUUUCGGCUCUCAUGUUUAUGGGCACCGUUUGGGCUUUGACCUACAAAUGUCGCAUCCAGGAUGUUAAUCGCCCAAUCGCUGUGGUGGCCAUCCUCUUAUUCAUGAUUAGUACCGCGCACAUUGUCGUGGACAUCAUUCGUGCCGAAGAUGGACUGGUGAAGUAUCGCGACACAUUUCCAGGCGGGCCAGCCGGGUUCUUCGGAGAUAUUACCCAAAAAUCAUAUGCGAUUAAGCAUGCGUUAUACCUCUUGCAAACUCUACUUGCUGAUGGGGUGGUGAUUUAUCGCUGUUAUGUCGUUUGGCAAUCCGUUUGGGUUAUUAUCGCACCAAGCAUGCUGUGGUGCGGCUCCGUAGUGACCGGUGUUGCCGCGAAUUACUUUAUUUCACAAGCCAGUAGUUCUGAAGUCAUCUUCGCCAAACCGCUUGGGCAGUGGAUCACUGCGUUCGUAAUCUUGACUAUGACGACUAAUUUCUUGAGUUCAGGAUUGCUGGCAUAUCGCAUCUGGAAGAUUGAACGCGAUUGUUCUCCAAUUCGCGCUACGAAGAGCACUAUGAUGCCGAUAGUGCGCGUGCUCAUGGAUGCUGCUGUUUUGUAUUCUGUGACACUCGUCACCACACUAAUCUGUUUCCUCUGCUCGAACAAUGGACAGCUUGUUUUGGUGGACUUGGCUGUACCAAUCAUGUCGAUUGCCUUCUACAUGGUACUUAUUCGCAUCGCAAUCGCUAGACACACUCGCAGUUACCCCUCGACUGUCCCUGGAGGGAAAACCAGUGAGAUGGAGCAAGGAAAACUGCAGCCUUUGCAGGCCCAUAUAUGCCAGCUUACGCUCAAAGACGGUAUCUCAUCCUACGGAAUAGGGAGUGAAGAUCGACCAUCGACAUGCAAUGCGGAGCCUCGAUCUAUGGAAAAGGCACCUUGCAAGAUGUAAUCAGCCUUGAUGCCAUAUUAUAAGUAUGUAUGGCGCUUUUUCGC